AUUCUCACGCGUCCUGCAGCGCGAAUGUUCAACUGGCAUCUUCUGAGCGAUCGUGAGGCCUGAGCGGAGAAGCGGAUCUGCGAAAAGUAAAGGUAGGAGAAAGGAAACGGGAUUAAUAAAUGGACAAAAUGGAGGAGAUGUGCCUGACUGUCCAGGGGAUUCCAGAGUUGAGCCAUAAAUGUGAAGAGGUGACCUUAGAAGAAGAGAGAAAUGAUGAGAAAAAUGAAAAUCUCAUGCUUCACAGGAGUCUCCAUUUGAUGGAUACCACCGACAAAAUAAGUGUGGACAUUAAGAAAGAGGACUGUGAAUGGGAAUCGGUACACUAUCAGCCGGGGAGUCUGGGGGUUAAGGAGGAGGAUUGUGAAUGGGGGUCAACUGGCAUUAAAGAAGAACCGGAGCCAAAGUCUAUUAGCACUGACAUGCAGGAAAAUGAAAUUUUAAACACCAUCAAGGAAGAGGAUGUUAAAGCAGAGUCUGUCUCUCAGUAUGUGUGUCCAGAUGAAAAGGUGUCUCAGUUAGGCUUCACACCGAGCAGUGAGCAGGCCCUUCAGCAUCAUUCGUACUAUCUGAAGUCGGAAUCUGCAGAGCCGGACAUGAAGAGGAGCGAGAGAGCAUCGUGUUCAAGUCAUUCUAGAGAUGAUUUACAAGAGAAGGGCUAUAUCUAUCCUCCAUCAUUUAUUCAAAAUUCUCUUCAGUGCAAGCCGCAACAGACAGUACAUGAUGAAAAUUUGAACAUAUUGACUUCUGGACCAGCAAUUUUAAUACCAAACACUUUACAGUUUAAUUCCCCCUGCAAUUUGUCACUAUCAAGGACUAAUAUAAUAAUUAUUCAACAGAAUUUGAAAAGUUCAGAUUCCACAACGUUGCCUACUUAUAAAGAGAUGAGAAAAACUGUUAAAUGCAAAUCUAAAUUCAAAGAUAAUCAAAUGAACUAUUUAAGACAGAAAUCAUUUUGCUGUUCUAUAUGUCAAAAGCAAUUCUCUAAUAGUAGCCUUCUUAAAAGGCACUUUAGAAUUCACACUGGGGAGAAGCCGUAUUGCUGUUCUGUAUGUGGAAAAAAGUUCACCAACCAUGGCAGUUUUCAGACCCAUACUAGAAUGCACACUGGAGAGAAGCCAUAUUGGUGUGCUGAAUGUGGGAAACGAUUUUCCAGCAGGAGCAAUCUUCAGACCCACAAAAGAAUUCACACUGGAGAGAAGCCAUUUUGCUGCUCUGAAUGUGGAAAAGGAUUUUCCAAGAAAAGCAGCCUGCAGUCCCACUCAAGUGUUCACACUGGAAUGAAGCCCUAUUGCUGUUCUGACUGUGGAAAAAGAUUCACCAACAAUAGCAGUCUUUACAUCCAUGCUAGAAUUCACACUGGAGAGAAGCCACAUUGCUGUUUUGAAUGUGGGAAACAAUUUUCCAAGAAGAGUAGUCUUCAGACCCACACACGAAUUCACACUGGAGAAAAACCAUAUUGCUGUUCUGAAUGUGGUAAACGAUUCUAUAUGAGUAGCCACCUUCAUGCCCACACUAGAAUUCACACUGGAGAGAAGCCAUAUUCCUGUUCUGACUGUGGAAAACGAUUUGCCACAAACAGCAGUCUUCAGAUCCACACAAGAGUUCACACUGGGAAAAAGCCAUAUUGUUGUUCUGAAUGUGGCAAACAAUUCUCCAACAAUAACACUCUUCAUGUGCACACACGAAUUCACUCUGGGGAGAAACCAUAUUGCUGUUCAGAAUGUGGUAAACGAUUCUCCACAAAGAGCAUUCUUCGGGUUCAUAUAAGAAUUCACACUGGUGAGAAGCCAUAUUGCUGUUCUGAAUGUGACAAGCAAUUCUCAAGUAACGGCAGUCUUUUGAAACAUGUGAGAAUUCACACCGGAGAGAGGCCAUACUCCUGCACUGAAUGUGGCAGACAAUUCUCACAAGUGGGCAAUCUUAAGACCCAUAUAAGAAUUCACACAGGAGAAAAAAAAACAAGAAAGAAAUGUCACUGCUGUUUGGAAUGUGGCAAGCAAUUUCUUGACAGGAGUCAUCUUCAGGCACACACGAGAAUUCACACUGGAGAAAAGCCAUAUUGCUGUAAUGAAUGUGACAAACGGUUUUCAAGAGGAAGCACACUUAAGAACCACAAAAGAAUUCACACUGGAGAGAAGCCAUAUUGUUGUAAUGAAUGUGGGAAACACUUUUCAAGAAGAAGCUCUCUUCAGAUCCACAAAAGAACUCACACAGGAGAGAAGCCAUAUUGCUGUUCUGAAUGUGGCAAACAGUUCUAUCAGAAGAGUCUUCUUCAGAGACACAUUCGAAUUCAAACUGGUGGAAAGCUGUAUUGCUGUUCUGAAUGUGGCAAACAAUUCUCUGAUAGGAGUUCUCUGCGGAGACAUGUUAGAAUUCACACGGGAGAGCAGCCAUUUUGCUGUUCUGAAUGUGGCAAACGAUUCUCUGAUAGGAGCCAUCUUCAGAGACACACAAGAACUCACACUGGAGAGAAGCCAUACUGCUGUUUGGAAUGUGGCAAACAGUUUUCACGAACGAGCCAUCUUCAGAGCCACACAAGAACUCACACUGGAGAGAAGCCAUAUUGCUGUUUGGAAUGUGGCAAAAUGUUUUCACGAUGGAGUGAUCUUAAGAGGCACACUAGAAUUCAUAAAGGAGAAAAGCCCUUAGGAGUACAUUAGAGGUGGGUGAUGCCUGAAGGAGUCAAAAACUUCCUGCCCACAACUUUAAAAUAGUACAUUUACCUGGUGUGCUUUGUUUUAUAAGUUGGGUCAUUGCAUGUCAAAUCAACCAAUGGCCCAAUUGACCAAAAUUCAAUGUGAGCUAUAUGUAGGCCUCAGAAACACAUAUUUGUAACCAACACAGAUAUACUAUAUAGGCUUUCUGAAAAAGCAAUAAACAGAAAGGUAACUAUAUCAGAAUAUGAACAGCAGACCUCUCAGAUCUUUUUUUUUUAUUGAUUGUAUUAAAAUCAAAUAAUAUUCCAUACACAACUCGAGUUUUACAAAA
Polypterus senegalus (gray bichir) is the source of this 2988-nucleotide messenger RNA. Its product is annotated as oocyte zinc finger protein XlCOF6-like. The transcript is spliced from 4 exons. The record is from RefSeq and is a predicted model, not a curated record. Lineage: Eukaryota; Metazoa; Chordata; Cladistia; Polypteriformes; Polypteridae. The coding region runs from base 120 to 2660 and encodes 846 amino acids.